This is a messenger RNA of Vidua macroura (Pin-tailed whydah), 741 nucleotides long. RefSeq names its product polyglutamine binding protein 1 (gene PQBP1). Lineage: Eukaryota; Metazoa; Chordata; Aves; Passeriformes; Viduidae. Gene Ontology annotation, cellular component: cytoplasm; nuclear body. The record is from RefSeq and is a predicted model, not a curated record. Gene Ontology annotation, molecular function: ribonucleoprotein complex binding; protein binding. Gene Ontology annotation, biological process: alternative mRNA splicing, via spliceosome.
CCGGUUGUCCCGGUUGGUUGCUGUCCCGGUGGUGCCCCGGUUUGUGCCCCGGUUGCCCCGGUUGGUUGCCCGGUAGCCGCCCGGCCAUGCCGCUGCCGGUGGCGCUGCAGUCCCGCCUGGCCAAGCGGGGGCUGCUCAAGCACGUGGAGCCCGAGCCCGAGGAGGAGAUCAUCGCCGAGGAUUACGACGACGCCCACGUGGAUUACGAGGCCUCGCGGCUCGAGGGGCUGGUGCCCCCCUGGUACAAGGUCAUCGACCCCACCUGCGGGCUGCCCUACUACUGGAACGUGGACACCGACCUGGUGUCGUGGCUGCCCCCCGGCGACCCCGGCGCCGCCCCCCGCCCGCGCCGCCAGGAGGAACAAGGCCCCCCCCAAACCCCUGACCCCCCCGCAGAGGCCGAGGGAGCCCCCCGAGAGGAGGAGGCGCCGCGGGAGCGCCGCGGGCACCGGCGCGAGGAGCUGGCACCGUACCCCAAGAGCAAGAGAGGUGCGGGCGCAAAGGACGAGGAGCUGGACCCGAUGGACCCCAGCGCCUACUCGGACGCGCCCCGGGGCACGUGGUCCACGGGGCUGCCCAAGCGCAACGAGGCCAAGACGGGCGCGGACACGACGGCGGCCGGCCUGUUCCAGCAGCGGCCGUACCCCAGCCCCGGCGCCGUGCUGCGCGCCAACGCCGAGGCCUCGCGCGGCAAGGACUGAGCCCCAAAGUGGGGAACCCCAAAAACGGGACCCCAAAAAC